Pelmatolapia mariae (spotted tilapia) is the source of this 4848-nucleotide messenger RNA. Its product is annotated as sodium/potassium/calcium exchanger 2-like. The transcript is spliced from 10 exons. Gene Ontology annotation, molecular function: calcium, potassium:sodium antiporter activity; calcium channel activity. The coding region runs from base 447 to 2330 and encodes 627 amino acids. The record is from RefSeq and is a predicted model, not a curated record. Gene Ontology annotation, cellular component: plasma membrane. NCBI's taxonomy places the organism in Eukaryota, Metazoa, Chordata, Actinopteri, Cichliformes, Cichlidae. Gene Ontology annotation, biological process: calcium ion transmembrane transport; intracellular calcium ion homeostasis.
UCAAUGGGGGAGGAACACUGAAUAGGAGGGAGGAGCUCCUUCAGGACAUGCUGUCCUGAAGCUUUCUGUGCUUAGAGAAGAAAAUCUCACUGAGGAUUUACUGUUGAGACCUGCACUGAACACCUGGGAUCAUUUUGUUUUAAGAGUCAAUUUACAGGAAUAUUCACUCAGCGAUUCAGGAUCUGACAAGCUGUUGACUGCUGUACUUUUCUCCACUGAACUGGAGAUAUCCAAGAGUGUGUGUAAUAUGGGGAAACCUUUAAAUGGCAUAGAUCCUGGAAUCAAACUGAAGGGCUUCCGUUGUGUUUAAACCUGGCAGCAGCAUGCAAACCAAUUGGUAAACCGCCGUGGCCUGUCAAACCCCCACCCUUAUAGCCAAUAUCACCACCAACCCAGCUUUUGGGGGAUUCCAGACGCUUCCACUCUGACAACCUGCACCAAACAGAAUGGAUUUCAUCCUACCCAUAAGAAAUCAAGACCCGAUAGCAUAUUCCAGCUCUCCACCUCGCCUGGGCCCUCAAAGUAGGAGUACCAUGCACUUGUACCAUGGUGUCAAGAGAAAGCUACGGCCUGGACGGAUUUUGGGCUUUAUUAUCAGCCUGGUGGUUGUCUGCACAGUCUGUUCAUGGAGUGCCUUGAUGCUGGCCAAAUCAGUGACCACUCAGGUAGAUUCAGCUGCUGAACGCUCAGCAGAGGGAGCAAUGCCCCAAAGAACUCUUCUGCAGUACCAGAACCUUUCAGCAGCACCAGAGGAUACACCGGUGGCCAUGAAAUCCUCCAGUAUAGAGAUGAAUCAUGGGGACUACCCAACGGACUAUUUCAGUGUGGAGGACAGGCGCCAGGGCUACGUAGCGCUUCAUAUGUUUGGCAUGUUGUACAUGUUCAUAGCUUUAGCCAUUGUCUGUGAUGAGUUCUUUGUUCCUGCACUCACGGUCAUCACAGAGAAGCUGGAGAUCUCUGAUGAUGUAGCAGGAGCCACCUUUAUGGCUGCAGGUGGGUCUGCCCCAGAACUCUUCACAUCUGUUAUAGGAGUCUUCAUCUCCCACAGCAAUGUGGGUAUUGGUACCAUUGUGGGAUCGGCUGUCUUCAACAUCCUAUUUGUAAUUGGGAUGUGCGCCUUGUUCUCCAAAGAGGUGCUGAAUCUCACCUGGUGGCCUCUGUUCAGAGAUGUCUCAUUCUAUAUCGUUGGCUUGCUCAUGCUCAUCUAUUUCUUUUUGGAUAAUCAAAUUGUGUUGGAAGAAAGUGUUAGUCUGCUGCUAUUCUACACCUUCUAUGUAACUUUCAUGAAGUUCAAUGCCAAAUGCGAAUUGAUCAUCAGAAGCAUUUUGGGCAGCAACCAGGUGGACGAGCUGGAGAAUGCACAGAAGGUAAAUGCCCCAAGUGAUGACGAGAACAAGCUUACGGCUAAACCCAGGCUGCAGAGGGAAGGCAGCUGUGCUUCUCUACACAACUCGCUGAUGAGAAACAGCAUCUUCCAGCUCAUGAUACACACACUGGAUCCCCUCAGUAAUGAGGGUAUGAGUCAUUUUAAAGAGAAGGCUUCAAUCCUUCACAAAAUGGCCAAGAAGAAGUGUAAAGAAGAUGGUCCCACUGCCAACGGAGUAGCUGAUAAAAAGAUCACAAACAGUACAAAUGUUGCAGUGGAAGUUACACCACCAAUGAAUGGUGCUGCAGGAGGAGAUGAGGGUGGUGAGGAAGAUGAAGAUGAAGACAAGCCUUUGAGCCUGGCAUGGCCUGACACCCCCAGGAAACAAAUCACCUACCUCUUGAUCCUGCCAAUCAUCCUCCCUCUCUGGCUCACGCUGCCUGAUGUCAGGAGAGAGACCUCAGAAAGGUUCUUCCCGGUCACUUUCCUCGGCUCCAUCCUUUGGAUUGCGUUCUUUUCCUACCUGAUGGUGUGGUGGGCUCAUCAGGUUGGAGAAACUUUCUGGAUCACAGAAGAAAUCAUGGGUUUGACAAUUUUAGCAGCUGGCACUUCGAUUCCUGACUUGAUCACCAGUGUGAUUGUAGCUCGAAAGGGUCUCGGUGACAUGGCUGUGUCCAGCUCAGUGGGCUCCAACAUCUUUGACAUCACUGUGGGUCUGCCAUUCCCCUGGCUCAUUUUCAACAUUAUCAAUGACUUAAAGCCAGUGGAGGUGAGCAGCAAUGGCCUGUUCUGCGCCAUCGUCCUUCUCUUCCUCAUGCUGCUGUUUGUCAUCAUGUCCAUUGCCGCUUGCAAGUGGAGAAUGAGCAAGAGUCUGGGCUUUCUUAUGUUUUUGCUGUACUUUGUUUUCCUCGUUGUCAGUGUCAUGCUGGAGGACAGAAUUAUUGUCUGCCCCGUUACAGUCUGAGGGAGGGACUCUGGUCAACUGCUGGUCAAACAGCAGAAAUUAAGCAUAACAGCUCAUAUUGACCAUUACAUAAAACAAACAUAUACACACUGUCACUUAAUAUGCACAUAGUAGAGGUCUGCAUAGCCACUGUCCACACACAGACAUACAAGUUUGCACCCACACAGACACACACACACACACACACGGUUGUUGAUGUCAGCUAGGCAGAAGCCGUGACAUAAAUCAAUCUUGCAAAUUCAGGCUGGUGCAUCACAGGCUUUUAUCCGUGGAAAACAGACCUGUGCUUCUUUUAUGGAUUUCAUGCCAUCGAAUAAGAAAUAUUCUCUUUCUCCGACGUGACUGCAAGCAGUUUCUGUUGUUGGCUGAAACAUGCUGAAAAUAAUUGAUGGUCUGUGAAAGAAAAGCCAGAUUGAAAUGUCAGCUGAAGAUCUCAGAAGAAAUUCAGCUGUUUGUUUUUGGUUUGUUGGUUUUUUCAAACAAACCAAGUAUGAGACAUCAUUACUCUUACAAGCAGAUAUUUAGUAUAUAAGAUCAUUAUGAGGGCGAUGUCCAAUACUCCACGUACUUUGCUACAUCAGAGAAAUGUUAUGUGUUUUUAAACACAUUUUGACAUUUGGGGUCAUAUUUGGCAGAAUUGCUUCCCAUCCACUGAAAUCUAUUGUAGCACAUAUCAAAUACUAAAUAGUUGCUGUACAUGGAUAAAACUGGCUAAGGUUGUCAGUACUGCCUAAAUAUGUAUAUCCCAACUAUCUAUAACGAGCUUGUGAACAUGACUUCUUUGGUUCUGGCUGCCUUUACAUUGCAUGACUUUAGUGAAGGGUUGAUUCCCAGAGAUGCAGUUUGGACAAAGAGUGCUGGACUAAAGAUUAAGAGAGGUUGUUUUAUUUUACUUGUUAAACUUCAAGGUUAUUUUUCAACUUAUAUGUUCCUGAAAAAAGAGUGUUCAAUAUAAGCGAUAUCACUGCUUUUCAUCUGUAUUAUUUUGAUGUAAAACAACUAAUGUACUGUAAAAGAUAACACAGAUUUGUGUUAUUUCUGUUAGACUUACAGGUUGUAAGCCAUUGUGCAGUUAGUGACAUAACGCUGAGUAAAAAGCAUGGAAUUUUACAUCCCUAGUAGUAGUAAGAAAACACAGUACAAUGUUAAAAAAAUUUCUUCGGGAUUGAAUGGAAAUGUUUAAGGAGGUUGUAAUUUUAAAUACUUACAGAAAAAUACAAUAAAGAAAUGUUAAACUGAAGAAAGGCUUUUACUUCUUUGGCAUUUUCUCUGAUGGUGCGAAAUUUUUACUCUAUUGUUGUUGUUUCAUGAGCAAAAUCCAACUGCUGUGGCCCAUUUAGUAACAUGGGGCCUUGCUAAAAAGGCAAGUUAGUAUCCAUAUUGUCCAUCUUGAGCAUUUUGCACCACCUGUUGCUACCAACCGCCUGUCCUCUUAUACAGCAUAGACCUCAGGUGGCUUAAAAUCUCUUCUAACCUGCCCCUAAAUACUCAAAAUAAAUAAAUCACCAAAAAAAAAGUUCUAAAGGAAAAAUUAUUUUUCCCUCGGUUCUCAGGAGAAUUUGAAGCAGACUUUAAUCUGGGCAAUAAUUUAUAACUCUUGAAGGAAUGAAAAAUAGUUUAUCUGAAUUUCAGGAGCAUGUCCACACCGCAAACAAUGCCCUUUCGGUCAUACACCUAUAAAUGCCUACACAUAUAUUUCUGCACUCCCUUCCAUUUUUCUCUAGUCAGCCUCUGCCGAUUCUUCCCCAAACCGUUGUCUCUGGCCUACCUUGUUGCUUCAUUUGAAUAAACCUUUGUCAUUUGGGUUGGGGUCCUUGCUAGUUAAAUGAGCUGUAGACCAUUAUCACCUCCCUCUGCUGUUAAUUCCUGGAAGUGCAAACAUUAGCAGUUAAAACAAGUAAAAAAUAAAUAAAUAAUGGAAACAAUAUAGCGCAUCAUUGUUAAAAUUAUUCUUGGAUUUUUUUUUAUUCUGUAUGCUAAUAUUGAAAAGAUGUCAUGAAAAAUAUCAGCUUUAUUCAGGUACAUAUAUGUAUACAUAUAUAUUUCUGAUUUUUCUUUUCAUUUUACUUUAACUUUAUUCUUAUUUUUUUUUAAAUAAGUGUACAAUUUAUUUCCAUAAAACUGAUACCAACUAUUCCGAACGUCAAAAUGUGUGUUUAUUGUGUAUUUUUAUGUAUACUACUUUUUUGUAAUCGUUAAUUAAGACUAAUGUGAUUGUAAGCGUUUGUAUGUCAAAGUCAUAACAUACAGCAGCUUAUAAAACUCAGCACAAUGUUCUCAGACUCCAGCUCAGAUUUAGCCAGUCUAUGCAGUAUCACUACUACAUUUUUCGUGCUUUGAUGGAUCAUAAGAAUGUGAGGAAUGUAUGUGAAUGAGUGUAUUUAGAAAGAUUCAUUCUGACCAGUUUCAACAACAAUGUUAUAAUGUUCUACUUGAAACAUGUAUUAUACUGUAAAAACAUAUAUAAUUUAUCUCUGUAUAAAAUGUUAUAUGAUCAAAUAAAUUAAAAAAAAAUCAA